GAAGUACACUUGUCAUAUUCAUUCUGUUAAUGUGCAUACAGCCCAUUCAGCCCAUUCAAGAAGAUGGAGAUGAUGUUCAUGUAUAUAUAGCAUACAUGGGAGGAAAUAAAUUUGAUCAGCCCCAUAUCAAUAGUGAAAUCUAUUAUCAGAUUCUAACAUCUGUUCUUGGAAGCCACAAAGCUGCUGCAAUGGCUUUGAUCUACAGCUACAACAGUAGCUUCUCUGGAUUUGCAGCAAAACUGAAUGCAGCCCAGGCCAAUACAAUAUCAACCAUGCAAGGUGUUGUCUCUAUCUUCAAGAGUAGAGUGUUGAAGCUACAUACAACACACAGUUGGGACUUCAUGGGACUGCCUUUGGAUGGUCUAACAAGGAUGCCUAUACAGGAAACACACCACAGCGAAGAAGGACUAGUUAUUGGUAUCAUAGACUCAGGUAUUUGGCCAGAAUCAGAAAGCUUUAAAGACAACACACUUCCUCCACCUCCUAGUAGUUGGAAGGGUGUGUGUCAGGAAGGAGAGAAAUUCAGUAAGUCCACAUGCAAUAGAAAGCUAGUGGGUGCACGAUGGUAUGUCCAAGGUUAUGAAGCAGCUAAGGGACCUCUAAAUACUACUGAAGUUCCAGAAUACCGAUCAGCUAGAGAUCACAAUGGGCAUGGAACACACACAGCCUCUACAGCAGGUGGAAGUCAAGUAAUAAAUGCAAGCUUUAUGGGUUUAGGAAGAGGAAUUGCUAGAGGAGGUGCCUCUCGAGCAAGGAUUGCAAUGUAUAAGGUUUGUUGGUUAGGUGGUGACUGCAGUGAAGCUGAUAUCCUUGCUGCUUACCAUGAUGCCAUCAGUGAUGGGGUAGAUGUGAUAUCUGUUUCCUUGGGCUCGGGAACACCUUUGCCUGACUAUUUUGCUUCAAGUUUAGAUAUAGGCUCCUUCCAUGCAAUGGAAAAGGGUAUUCCUGUAGUGUUUUCAGCAGGAAAUGAUGGCCCUGACCCUGCUUCUGUUUCAAAUACAGCUCCUUGGAGUAUGUCUGUAGCAGCAAGCACUAUGGACCGUAGCUUUCCUACGUACUUAAAGCUUGGAAAUAAUAUGAGUAUCAAGGGAGAGGGAGUAAACACCCAACAACCAAACAGCUCAUUCAUACCACUGGUAGAUGGAGCCUCAGCCUCAAGGGAAGGAACAUGUGGAUCUCUGAAACGAAAUUUGGUUUCAAGGAAAAUAGUGCUAUGCUUUGGAACACAUGGGAGUGACGACAGCUUCAAUGCAGCUUUUGAUGUGUACCUAGCAGGAGGGGCUGCAUUAAUUUUCUCAGAAGUGCCCACCAAAGUGGUGCCACAGCUCUCUUUUAUACCUGUGGUGUACGUAGAUAUGGAGCAAGGGGCAAAGAUCCUUUCAUAUUACAAGUCAUCUAAGUCUCCUGUUGUUCGAAUGAGUCCAAGUAGAAGUGUUGCGGGACUUGAACCUGCGCCUGUUGUAGUCUACUUCUCCUCAAGGGGACCUAGCACACUAUCUCCAGACAUUUUGAAGCCUGAUAUAACAGCACCAGGUGUGAACAUUCUGGCAGCAUGGCCUCCAGUGAUUCCACCUUCAGAAAUAGGAUUGGACAAACGCUCUGUGGACUACAAUUUCUUAUCAGGAACAUCCAUGUCAUGCCCUCAUGUCUCUGGAAUUGUUGCUCUUCUCAAGUCAAUUCAUCCAGAAUGGAGUCCUGCAGCCAUCAGAUCUGCCAUCAUGACAACUGUCCUAUUAUUUGCAGCAUAUGUCCGAGAUACAUCUUUUGACUUGAUUAAAGCUGGAGGAUCUGGAAAGCCAUCAGACCCAUUUGAUUUUGGUGCAGGGCAUGUAAAUCCCAGACAAGCCAUGAAUCCAGGACUGGUAUAUGAUGCAGAUCCAACAGAUUAUAUAAUGUUUCUCUGCAGUCUUGGCUACACCCAAAAACAGAUCAGAACCAUUGUUUCUUCAUCUAAAUUAAAUACCACCUGCCCUGAAAAAAGUUCUGCCAGUGGUCUAAACUAUCCUUCUAUUACUGUGUCGAAUCUGGAAUCCACUACCACAAUCAAGAGGACCGUAACCAACGUUAGCCCAGAUGAUAAUUGUUUGUAUAUAGCUAUAGUCUCAUGCCCACCUGGUGUGGAAGUGAUUGUGAAGCCUAAUAUUCUAGUUUUCACGCCAAAUGUAAGAAGUGCCUCUUUUGCAGUGACCCUAAAACCUGUGAAGCACUCUGAUGGAGUCUAUAAUUUUGGAACACUCAUCUGGGCUAGUCCUGAUCAUCGUGUGCAAAGCCCCAUUAUUGUUCGCGUCAACAACUUAAAUGACAAGUUUAGGGAAGCUAAGCAAUCUACUCGAUCUGAGCAGCAAACUUCUUAUCUCGAAUCUAAAGACUAUGGUGGUACGAGUGCAGUAUGAUUGAUUUUCUCCAUCCUCUUCAGACCACAAGGCACUUUCAUACUUGUAUUAUCGGACAAUAUCUACUCUAUAAAAUUUCUUAUCUUCACAGUUA
Molecule: messenger RNA, 2487 nt
Organism: Cryptomeria japonica (Japanese cedar)
Lineage: Eukaryota; Viridiplantae; Streptophyta; Pinopsida; Cupressales; Cupressaceae
Product: subtilisin-like protease SBT3.18
Exons: 10
Coding region: 30-2393 (787 amino acids)
Biological process (GO): proteolysis
Molecular function (GO): serine-type endopeptidase activity
Source: RefSeq, a predicted model, not a curated record